AGAGGGCAGCCGGGACCCACCCACCUCCUGCGAGUUUUCCCGGACUGGAGCAGGGCGGGACGGGCUUCAGCGGGGCAGAGGCGUCGGCCGAGGGCUCUGAAGUCAGGCCGGGUGGAGACGCACCUUACAGACCGACUGAGAAAAUGAGUGGGAAGAGACCAGGAGGAAAAGCUGCUGCUCAGAAAGGUGCAAAAUCAGUGUCACCGGUGAAGAAAUCAGCACUAGCUUCUAGAAAAAAAGCAUUAGCAGACUACACUGAGGAGAAAGGCACAGCUAAACAAACAAGCAGCUGCAAGCUCCCAGAGAAAUCAAACAGCAAUCACAAUAAGUCAGCUCCUACCAGCAGCCCAGAUGAAGACUUAAGCUGCAAAGAAAAGGCUGCUCUGACUUUGCAGUGUGCUUUCCGCUGUGUCCUGGCCCACAGAGAGAAAGACAAGCGGCUGAAGGAACAGAAGGAAUAUAGAGAGUUAAUGGAGUGCCUGCAGAGAGAGGCCUUCAUUGCAAUGGUGAAGAAGGAGCAGGUAGCAGCUGAACGGGAGAGACAGAAAGAGGAAGAAGAAAGGAAGAAGCAGCGAGAAGAGCAGCAAAGAAAGAAACGGAUGUUGGAGGCAGCAUUUGAGGGGGAUGUGGAUGAAAUGAAAGCUGUGCUAAAGGAAGUGUCAGAUUUGGAUACUAAGAAUGGAGUGAGUACGGAUGAGAAAGGGAAGGCCACACGUCUCUCUAACCACAUCAAGAUAGUGGAGUGCACCGAUGCCAAUGGAAACACUCCCCUCUCUGAGGCAGCUGGAGGUGGCCACGCUCAUGCUAUCAAGAUGCUGAUAGAAAAUGGAGCUGAUCCAAACAGCAAGGGAGCUUUUGGCAGGACCCCUCUUUAUCGUGCUGCUUUUGGGGGUCACCUGGCUGCAGUGGAGAUGCUUCUUCCUUAUGGAGCAGACCCCAGAAUUUAUGCUGAUGAUGGCAACACACCUGAACAGGUUGCUUCUUUGGAUGGCUUGGUCACCAUCUUUCAAUCCUGGGACAUCAGCUUGACAGAAAUGAUGCUGCAGAGGAUGGAGUCAGAGCAGCAGAGAAGAGCUUUGCAGGAAAAGAAGCUGAAAGAUGCUGAAACUCACCGAAUGAAUGAGGAGGUGGAGCAGCUGGUGAAGGAGCAGGAAAGGUGUAACCAGGAGCUGCAGCAGGCAUAUCUUGAACUGAACAGGAGGAUCACAGAGCAUGACAAAUGUCAGAGAAAGCAGAUGGGCAACAGAGAAGUAACUCUGCAGGUAAUUCAUGAUGCUGAAGAGUUGGUGGAGACUCUACGCCUGGCUGCUGAGAAAGCAGAAGAGAAACUGUCUCUGACCAGACUCAGGUUGCGAGAACAGACCCUGGAAGGGGCAGGGAGUGAAUUCCAUGGGCUGAAGUGCUCUGUGCAAGAACUUGAUGAUGUACUGUUGAAGGAUGUGGGAGAGAAAAUCUGCAUGGAUGGAAGGUGGCCCCUGAUCAUCGAUCCGUCUGGACAAGCUGCAACUUUCCUGCGAUAUCGAGAUACAAAUUACCUGAACACACUGAACCCCAACCACAUGAACCCAGAGACUGUCCGGCUGGCUUUGCUGGGGGCCAUCAGGUACGGAAAGCCAGUUGUGUUUGACAUGAUGGAAGUGAACAUGUUCGAUGCUGUGAAGAGGCAGCUGGAGGGAAUCGCGCCUGGCCUGGCCGAAGCAGUUCUCAGCAGGCAGAUAAUGCAGAACGAGAGGUACCUGUGCUUAGCCAGAGCGACCGACGGCCCCGAGUAUUCCCGCACCGCGUUCCAGGAGGCCCGGACCAAGAAAUUCAAACUGUUCGUUGUCACCAAGUGUCACCACCCUCCUGAGGAGCUGCUGCAGCAGCUCCUGCCCAUUCAGGUCGUGCUGUCCCGGAGCAGCUGGUAGGCACGGGCCACGUCCAGCAAAGGACGGGGCGCGGGGGGGCGUGGAAACCAACAGCAUGUUGAAGAAAACACAUCCCCGUGUAGGCGUGUAUCUCGCAGGGCAGUGUGCGGGCCUGGGUGCGCUGGGUACGGGAAGGCACUGAGGUGCAGGGUUACAAGGGAUGGCUGUCAGGCAGCAGGGUGGGGAGGGGAGACGGGGCGCUGCGCCUGGUGCUGCUCCACUCUGCCAAGAGGCUGGAGAAAGUGCAGGCGCGCUGCUGGAAGGCUCUGCCCUGUUCUGACAGGCCCAUCGCCGGGGCCUCAAGCUAGUGGCCCUUUUCCAGCUUCAUUGCUGCCUGUCUGCUUUCCCACCUCCCCCCGCCCCUGGGAGUGGACCUUGGAGCAGCCUUUUCACCCAGGAGGUGGUUGUGCUGCAGUUUUGUAACUGGGAUGGCCAGUUAGGCACAGCUCCAGCCUGCCCUGUGCUUAAUAAACAUUUGCUGAAACCUGG
Alligator mississippiensis (American alligator) is the source of this 2396-nucleotide messenger RNA. It is a transcript of the gene IQANK1, whose product is annotated as IQ motif and ankyrin repeat containing 1. Gene Ontology annotation, molecular function: protein binding. Bases 144 to 1907 code for a protein of 587 amino acids. Gene Ontology annotation, biological process: regulation of barbed-end actin filament capping. Lineage: Eukaryota; Metazoa; Chordata; Crocodylia; Alligatoridae. The transcript has 15 exons. The record is from RefSeq and is a predicted model, not a curated record. Gene Ontology annotation, cellular component: cytoplasm; nucleus.